Molecule: messenger RNA, 1269 nt
Organism: Adineta steineri
Lineage: Eukaryota; Metazoa; Rotifera; Eurotatoria; Adinetida; Adinetidae
Source: the annotation of a GenBank genome assembly
AUGGAUUAUUAUGAUAACUAUGAUCAUGACGAAGAUGAUUUACCGGUUAUAACAUUACCUAAUACAUCAUCUUUUACAACAAAACAUUCUAACUAUGAUCAUGAUCAAGAUAAUACAGAAAAUGAUUAUUCAACUAGAUUAGUUGGAAAUUGGCAUAGUCUUUAUGAAACAAGUAUUCGUUCUUUACAAUCCGAUGAUGAAGAUCAAAGAUCAACUACACAAAAACCAUUUCUUCUUCAACGACAACCAUCUAUUCAAAAACCUCAAAAUUUUAUACAAGAAAGAUCUCUUUCACCAACUUAUCAAUUACCAAUAGAUUCAAACGCAGCAAAAUCCAAAUGGGCAAUACGUUUACCAGAAUUACUUAGCAGUACAGUUGGUCCUGAUCGUCAAAAACGUAACAUUACACGACGACAUACAACUAAUAUUGUUUUUCAACAAUCUGAUUUAAAUAAUGAAGGAUCUAACCCAUAUUCUUUGAAUAAACCAAGAGAUGAUCGACCACUUAUGCCAAUUGUUAAACAAUUAAAACAAAAAUUUGAUCAAAUGACACCAAAUAAUAAUUCUGAAACUCCUCCACAAUCCCCAGCUGCUUCUCGUCCCAAACUUAUUCGAGGAGGUAGUUUAAGGUCUUGGGGACCAAAUGCUAAUACUGGCGAAUUUUUAAAAUCAAGACCAUCACGUCCAGCAUUACCUAUUCGUCCAUCCGCUGAAAUAACUACUAAUAAAACAAGAACAGCUAGUGCAGGACCAUCAAAUAAUCGAACACCAUUAGCAAAUGGUCGUACACAUAGAGAAAGACCAAGUCCACCUGUUAGUUAUCCAAAACAUUUUUAUCCACCACCAUCAACAACAUCUGUUGUUAAACAAUUAAUUGGUGGAGGUGCUACACUUGUUUAUGAUAGUUUAGCACAACAACGACGAUCGAAAAUAAAUUCUCCUAUUGUUAAACAUCAACGAAGUAUUGAAGAUAGAACAAAAGAUUUAGUUAAUACAAAUUCACCUUUAACUGGAGGAUUUCGAUCAACAGAUAAUUCUUCUGAUACUUAUGCAAAAAUUAAAAAUAAAACACAGAAUCCAUAUGAAUCAAUUCGAUCAAAAGAUAAUGAAAUAGAUGCAAAUAUUUAUGAACGUAUAGAACAUCAAUCAUCAAAUGAAUCAUCAGAAAGAAAUUCUUUUCGAACUCCUCGUACACAAUCAUGGAAUCAUAGCAAUAUAAAUCAACAAGAACAAGAAGCAUAUUAUCCAGUUUAUGAUAUAAAUGAUUAA